GAACCAGUAUUCUGACACUGGAUGUAGCUAGUCGGAUUUAUUUCGUUAACGCACUUUUGGAGAUCAAGCGACAAGCGCCUAUACAACGCCUGGAAAUGGCAGUGACUCUACACACAGACCUUGGUGAGAUAAAAAUCGAGUUGUUCUGUGAGCGAGCUCCAAAAUCAUGUGAAAACUUUCUUGCCCUCUGCGCCAGCGGUUUUUACAAUGGCAGCAUCUUUCAUCGCAACAUCAAGGGCUUCAUGGUGCAGACGGGAGACCCAACAGGCACUGGUAAGGGAGGGACCAGUAUUUGGGGGCGGAAGUUUGAAGAUGAGUUUAGCGAACACCUGAAGCAUAAUGUACGCGGUGUAGUUUCCAUGGCAAACAAUGGCCCCAACACAAAUGCAUCGCAGUUCUUCUUCACCUACGCCAAGCAGCCACAUCUGGACAUGAAAUAUACUGUGUUUGGAAAGAUCAUUGAUGGCAUGGAAACCCUGGAUGAACUUGAGAAACUUCCUGUCAAUGAGAAGACAUUUCGGCCCCUGACUGAAGCAAGAAUAAAGGAUGUGACUCUUCAUGCCAACCCAUUUGCGGGAUAGACAUCAACAUUUACAUUAAAACAACAUUUACUUGGUAUUAACAUUGGUUAAUAACGACCUAUGUACCUGAAUGAAAUCAUUUUGACCUAUUACAUGUAUCUGGAUGACACAGACACACAAAUACAGACAAAUGUUGGUAUUGGUAAUGUAAGUAACUGAAUUUGUCAGUUCUCUAUUCCUUGCUGUAUCAGUUAAUAUGUAUUUGGGAUUUUGUAUGAAUAAAUGUUUUUUUUUAUAUUUA
Molecule: messenger RNA, 822 nt
Organism: Hypomesus transpacificus
Lineage: Eukaryota; Metazoa; Chordata; Actinopteri; Osmeriformes; Osmeridae
Gene: ppil3
Product: peptidylprolyl isomerase (cyclophilin)-like 3
Exons: 6
Coding region: 96-581 (161 amino acids)
Biological process (GO): protein peptidyl-prolyl isomerization; protein folding
Cellular component (GO): catalytic step 2 spliceosome
Molecular function (GO): peptidyl-prolyl cis-trans isomerase activity
Source: RefSeq, a predicted model, not a curated record